CCAGCAGGGCUAUCUUACCCUACCCGCCUUAAUCCGCAAGUUGGGCAUCAUCUGCCUUCAGCUCCAUUCAGUUUACCCCCUCUUAGUCCACUUUCCACCAUGACAGACCACCCUGUUGACGCGAGUGCGGAGAAUGAUUCUAGUAGUUCGAAUAUCACAUCGCCCCGCUCUAGUACAGAUUCGCGGAUCACCUCCCUGGGCAACCGAUCCCUUCGACUUUCAUCUCACGCAUCCGGUCACCAGCACCGCCAAAGCAUGAGCGAAAGUCUUCGUGGAACUCCUGGAUCGCCGAGGGCUCGGCGACAACCGUCUCUCACCCAGUCCGCCAUCCAGAGUCUCAUUGAUAACCCUCCCGCGCCAUGUAACGUCAAUUCGGCAUUUGCCGGUCGCGACUGGCGCGAGAUUCGGAUUGGGGAGCUCGUCACUCCAACCGACUUGAAAUUCGUGGAGCUGGAUACCGGAAUCGAAGAAGCGACGAAUAUCCUGAUCAAUACCGCAGCUCCCGUACUCUUGAUUCGAGAAACCCCUGAUCAGAAGUCUGCCGUCGGCACUUUCGACUAUUCCGACCUCAACGCAUACCUCCUGUUGGCGGCAGGGCUGACGCAGCCCGAUGAAGCGCUAAUAGCGUCGUAUGAGGAAUUGGCGCGCAAGGCGAAACAGGGAAUAAAGAUACCGCUUAAGGAUGUCAAGGAUUUGGGCAGGAAAGAGCCGCUGACCACGCUGCCUGCAUCAGCCAGCGUGAUGACGGCCGUGCAGACUUUUGGCGGAGGCGUGCAUCGCGUUGUGGUUGUUGAUGAACAAAAGGACAAGGAAGUAGUGGGUAUUUUCAGUCAGUACCGGCUGGUCAAGUUUCUCUGGGAGAACGGACGCAGCUUCCCAGUGAUUGACCAGCUCUACCCCCAGUCCUUGCACGAGCUGGGAAUUGGUUCGCGAGAGGUCAUCUCAAUCAAUGGUGACCGGCCGCUCUGCGAAGCCCUGCAGAUCAUGAAUGAUGAAGGGGUUUCCUCGAUUGCCGUAGUGGACAACCAUUUCAAUGUCGUGGGGAACAUCUCGACAACGGAUGUCAAGCUUCUGACCCGUUCGUCCUCACUCCCGUUACUGCGCAACACCUGCACGCAUUUCAUCUCCGUGAUCCUAUCUACUCGCGGUCUGGAGGAGGGCAAGGAUUCAUUCCCCGUGUUUCACGUUAAUCCGACUUCGACCCUAGCACAUACCGUGGCUAAGGUGGUCGCAACCAAGUCUCACCGCCUCUGGGUAACGGAUCCCCUCUCGCCCGCCUCGUCCGGACCCCCUACCCCGUCUCAUUCCUCCGUGCACAUUCCUCUUCCGUCAACUACGCAAUCUCCGCCGCAGACCCCCGCUAUCGGCGGGAAUCCGAGCCUGCAGGCCCCAAAUUUCAGCUCCGCGCACUUGCCGAGCCCGCCCCAGAGUUUCCUUGGCACGGCAACCAUGGCGCCAUCAAUUCCUGCGUCGGCUUUGCCUGGGGCGCGACUCUCGGGCCGACUAGUGGGGGUGGUGAGUCUGACAGACAUCCUGAAUCUGCAGGCGCGGGCGAGCGGACUGAGUCCCGCAGACCCCGCGGAGAGUCGGAGCCGACGUCGCCGAAGCAGCAGUUCUAGUGUAAGCGUGCGACGGAGCGGGGAGAUCGGCCGGGAGUUGUUCAGUGGGAGGAUUGUAUAGGCGGGGGGUAACCUAGGGAUUUUAAGAUGCAAGAUACAGGUGCAAUGCACACGGGGCCUGGACUCCUCAUGCGCAUUCGAGUCACUCAGC
This is a messenger RNA of Aspergillus saccharolyticus JOP 1030-1, 1770 nucleotides long. Its product is annotated as CBS domain protein. Gene Ontology annotation, molecular function: protein serine/threonine phosphatase inhibitor activity. Gene Ontology annotation, biological process: cellular response to glucose starvation; regulation of mitotic metaphase/anaphase transition. NCBI's taxonomy places the organism in Eukaryota, Fungi, Ascomycota, Eurotiomycetes, Eurotiales, Aspergillaceae. The transcript is spliced from 5 exons. The record is from RefSeq and is a predicted model, not a curated record. The coding region runs from base 100 to 1680 and encodes 526 amino acids.